AUGGGCACUGUUUUAUCAUUCAGUCCCAGGGAGAGGCGUGGAUCUGUUUAUCCGCCGAGCCAGCAAGACUUUACCUUGAACAAUUUCAAUUAUGAGCAGCUGAACAAUGUCAAAAAUAGGGAGAACAAAAGCAGUGUCUCGACGAUGGCGUCUCUGCCUCCAACGAAUCAUCCUCCAACGAAUAAUAAUUCGCUGCAGAAUAAUAACAUUAAUUUAAAUAAUAAUGACAAUGCGAGGAUCAUCUCGGAGAAGAAUGCCUUGGAAAAGAAUCUCAAGAAGCAUUCGCUCUUCAUCAAUGCACUCUCUUGGAAACGGUUUAGCACAUCAAACAAUAACAAGAAGAAGCUGGAUAACAAGAAUAAGAACAUUACGUUCAGACAGCCUCUUGAUAACAUUCCUAUUGUGGACAAAAACAAGAAUAUCCAGACGCCUCAGACGAAGGCGCCGGCCUCUAACAACAAUCACACGACGCACAACCCCACGUGCGAGAAAUUGGUGCAGAAAUCCUUGCCAACUGGACCUAGAAAGACUGUAAUCCAAGCAUCGACCUCGGAAUUGCUAAAGUGCCUCGGCCUUUUUUUGCACAAUAAAUGCACCAGACUGCGAGACUUCCAGGCAGGUGACGCCGUCAUGUGGCUCAGAACCGUCGACCGAAGUUUACUCCUUCAAGGCUGGCAGGACUCGUUGGAUUACAGUAGGACUCAUCCGACUAUAGUAGGACUCGUCGCAUCGAAAUCCUCAGCGGGGAGUAGUCCCCACCAGUGA
This is a messenger RNA of Belonocnema kinseyi, 765 nucleotides long. It is a transcript of the gene Cdk5alpha, whose product is annotated as cyclin-dependent kinase 5 activator 1. Gene Ontology annotation, biological process: activation of protein kinase activity; positive regulation of cyclin-dependent protein serine/threonine kinase activity. NCBI's taxonomy places the organism in Eukaryota, Metazoa, Arthropoda, Insecta, Hymenoptera, Cynipidae. The transcript is spliced from 3 exons. The record is from RefSeq and is a predicted model, not a curated record. Gene Ontology annotation, cellular component: protein kinase 5 complex; cytoplasm. Gene Ontology annotation, molecular function: protein kinase binding; cyclin-dependent protein serine/threonine kinase activator activity. The coding region runs from base 1 to 765 and encodes 254 amino acids.